AUUCACGGAGGGCGACAGUCUGCUUGUCCAAACCGAACAUGAUAGAUUCUUUUCUUUCAGCCAUUAGCUCGGAGUCAGGAAGACAAGCACACCAACCGCGACCGCGGCGGCCGGUGCGACUCCUCUUCCUCAGGCUUCGAAGGAGACGAUGGCUAAGGAGAGCGGCCAUCUAACGAUGGUUGCGGCCUCCAAUCAGCAGCAGCAGCGGAGGAGAUGGCCGAGCCUGAUGCCGCUCCUGGCGGCUCUGGUCGUCUUCGCCGAGAUCGCCUUCUUGGGCCGCCUCGACAUGGCUGAGAAGGCCGCCUCCGUGGUCGAGCAGUGGUCCACCCCCUUAUAUUCUUCUUCUUCUUCUUCUUCUUCGGCUUCUUGGACUCUGAAGGGGCUCGAUGAGGACGAGGAUCGGGGCGACACUCGGAAUUGCGAGGAGUGGUUGGAGAGGGAGGACGCCGUGCCUUACUCCCGCGAUUUCGGAAAGGAUCCGAUCUUGGUUCACGGCAUGCAAAAGGAUUGGAGUUCUUGUCCCAUGGACUGUAAAUUUGGAUUUGCAAAUGACAAGGUACCUGAUGCUGCAUUUGGGCUACCACAAAAUCCAGCAGUAGCUGGUAUCUUACGGUCAAUGGAAUCCGCACACUAUUAUCCAGAAAAUGACAUUGAUACGGCACGACGGUGGAUUUACUUGGAUAUUGACCGUUCUGUCUUGGGUGAUAGGAGAGGGUAUAAAGUUGUAAUGACGACCAGCCUUUCCUCAGAUGUACCAGUUGGUUAUUUCUCAUGGGCCGAGUAUGACAUAAUGACUCCUAUGCAGCCAAAAACUGAAGAAGCACUUGCAGCUGCUUUCAUUUCCAAUUGUGGGGCUCGAAAUUUUCGUUUGCAGGCCCUUACUAUGCUGGAAGAGUCAGGCAUUAAGAUAGAUUCUUAUGGUAGUUGUCACCGUAAUCGAGAUGGUAAUGUGGAGAAAGUAGAAACUUUAAAACGCUAUAAAUUUAGCUUGGCUUUUGAGAAUUCUAAUGAGGAGGACUAUGUCACAGAAAAAUUCUUUCAGUCACUUGUUGCAGGAACUGUUCCUGUUGUCAUUGGUGCUCCAAAUAUCCAAGACUUUGCACCUUCUCCUGAUUCUAUUUUGCAUAUUAAAGAGAUUAGUGAUAUUGAUUCAGUUGCCAAAAGCAUUAGGUACCUUGCAACAAAUUCUGAUGCUUAUAAUCAUGCACUGAGGUGGAAGCAUGAGGGUCCAUCUGAUUCAUUCAAGGCCCUUGUGGACAUGGCAGCUGUACAUUCAUCCUGUCGGCUCUGCAUACAUCUAGCAACAAAGAUCCAAGAGAUUGAGGAAAAGAGUGCUGCGUUCCAGAAUCGCUCCUGCAGUUGCACCAGCAAUAUGGGAACAGUAUACCACCUGUUCGUCCGAGAAAGAGGUCGAUUCAAGAUGGAGAGCAUCUACCUGAGAUCUGGGAAGUUGACUUUAAAAGCUUUAGAAUCUGCAAUUCUAGCCAAGUUCAGAUCAUUGAACCACACACCCAUUUGGAAGAACGAAAGGCCAACAAUUCUAAGAGGGGGAAAUGACUUGAAAAUACAUCGAAUAUACCCAGUUGGCAUCACUCAGAGAGAAGCACUGUACACCUUCAGAUUUAAUAACGAUGCUGAACUCGAGAAGCAUAUCAAGAGCAACCCUUGUGCGAAGCUCGAAGUUAUUUUUGUGUAGCACGACCGCCUUAAAAUUAAUUAGCAAUUUCCAACACAUCUCAAGUUUCAAGUUCUGAUGCAAAUUAUCUCAUGGCGCCUUGGUAUGUUGCAACAGAAGCAGCACACGGAGAUCGACAUCCAGAUAUUGUAGAAUAUGUACGUGCUUAAUUUAAGGUGAUGAUUUUUAGUUGACUUGAUUGCAAAAAA
Messenger RNA from Musa acuminata subsp. malaccensis (wild Malaysian banana), 1884 nucleotides. RefSeq names its product putative fucosyltransferase-like protein. Gene Ontology annotation, molecular function: alpha-(1->3)-fucosyltransferase activity. The record is from RefSeq and is a predicted model, not a curated record. NCBI's taxonomy places the organism in Eukaryota, Viridiplantae, Streptophyta, Magnoliopsida, Zingiberales, Musaceae. Gene Ontology annotation, cellular component: membrane.